This is a messenger RNA of Volvox carteri f. nagariensis, 2292 nucleotides long. RefSeq lists its product as uncharacterized. NCBI's taxonomy places the organism in Eukaryota, Viridiplantae, Chlorophyta, Chlorophyceae, Chlamydomonadales, Volvocaceae. The record is from RefSeq and is a predicted model, not a curated record. The coding region runs from base 1 to 2292 and encodes 763 amino acids. The transcript has 4 exons.
AUGCGGGCUCUUUUGGAGGACGGUAACGGCACGGACGUCAGCAAGUUCGUUGGAAUAGCACUUGGAGUCGCUGGUGGCGUUAUCAUUCUGACUGGAGUGUUAUGGCUUUUGUACCGUCGAUAUGGUGACAUCGGCGGGAGCCUUGCUGGCAUCCCCCCGGAACGCAAAAUGCUUGUAUUCACCGACCUGGGCAGGCUUCAAGACGGCGGACCGAGAGGCCAAACGGUACGUGAUGAUGUGCGGCUGCCGAAUGUUUUUAGGGAACCCGGAAAGUUUGCUGGAAUAGCAGUCAACAGCACGGCAGCGUCAGGGCAGCCGCCGACGACCCCUGGGUCGGCGACGGCUUCGCCGCUGCGUGGCGUUGGCGGCGGCAGCCGCCCCGCCUCGGCUGUGGGCAGUCCAGGCGCCGGCCCCGGCCCCGGCCCCGGCCCCUGCGGCUCGCUACUGCCAUCCCUGUCUGUGGGUCUGGAGGCGGACCCGCUGCCCAGCACCCCGGGCUCCAUCGCCAGCCCACGAGGACAUGGCCGCAUGCUGUUCAACACGAUGGACCAUCCGCGGAGCAGCAACACAGGGGCAGCGACGGCGGCGGCGGUGGCGGCGGCGGCGGCGGGAUCUGCAGAUAACAGCCGACCCGGCUCCUCCUCCUCCGCACAGCAGCAGCAGCAGCAGCAGAAUGCACGGAACAGCUUAGGGGUUCAUGGCAGCGGCGGCGGCAGCAGGACCGAGAGUCGUGGCGGGACGUUGGACCGCAGCGGCGGCGAGCGGCCCGGAUCCGGAGGGCCGCAGCAGCAGCAGCAGCAGCAGUUGUUGUCGCCGUCUAGGGUGUCUUCAUCCGGGGCGGCGGCAGCGGCGGCGGCGAGGGCGCGAGGCGCGCCGGGCAGCACGGCCGCGAGCGCAUUGCCGCCGGCGCUAGUACCGACGGGGAGCGUUACGACGGCUUGGAAGGGAGCACUGGCGGCUCCGGAACCCGGCCCCGAGCGGUCCCUUAACUCACUAGCGACCGGAACCACGACGUCGCCGGUUGAAACAUUUGGCGGCGGCGGCGGUGCAGCGGGUCCGACGGUUGUGUCCGUCAGCGGCUUUGGAACCGGGUUAACUCCGGGGCGCCCGCCGCUACCGUACCGCAGCAGCGCCAGCGGCGGCGGCGCUAGUGGGCCCGCCCUGGCGGCGGUCGCAGCCGCGGCGGCUGGUAGCCUGGGGGCACCUGGCGGUGCUGCCAGCCCUGUACGGCAGCGCGUGUCACGUUCUCGACCCGGUAGUGGCAACGGACCUAGCGGCGGCGGCGCUAUGGAAGACGCCGGCGGCGGCGGCGGCGGCGGCGGUUUGCGGUCGUCACGGACGUCGCAAGGUGCUGGGAUGUCCGGCCUCACCGGCCAGGGAGGGGGGAUGCCGAUGGCAGAGGACACCAUCUCCUCGAUCAGCGCCGCCAGCAGCCAGUUCAACUCCUUUUCAACGAUGGGGGGGGAGGGAGCGACCGCACACCAAAACAACUACCGGCGCCACAGCAAUCACUUGCAACAGCCGCCGCCGCCGCCGCAGCAGCAGCAAGCGACGGCAGCGGCGGCGGUGCCAUCAACUCCGCUACGGCAGCAGCAGCAGCAGCGGCUUGACGGUAAACAAAGCACCAAUGCAUCGGAAGGUGAAGGUGACGGAGGCGGCAGCGGCGGCGGCGGACCUGCAGCGAUCCAAAUCCAUGCUAGCAGCCUGCAGCGAUCCCGUCUCGGGUCUUUGGGCGCCGCAUUGGGUGCAAAUACGUCCGUCACGAGUAGUCAGGGCUCCGCCACGGUGGCGGCUGCGGCGGCGGCGCCGUCGCCGCCGCUGACAGCGACAGGAUACGGCAAUGGGGAGCACCGUGCUGCUGGGUCACUGCACAGAACCUCGCCGCCGCCAUCGCCGCCAGCAGCGACAUCUGUGAAAAUGGCAGCGCCGCCGCCGACGCCGCUGCGGUACGGCAGUAAGGUUGCAGUGGCGACGGAGAUCACGGAGGUGGAAACUGUCGAGGAUGACGUUUGUCAGGCUCGUACCGUAGGCGUUUUCGCCGCUGCGACCGCCACCGCGGCUGCUGCUGCCGCCGCUGCCGCUGCAGACGCAGCUAGGAGCGGCAGCAGCGACCAGCGACCUCUCGAAGUAGUGUCGGCGUCGGGCGCUUCCGCCGCAUCUGCGGAGGCGGAGGCGGGCUCCUCGCCGCUUCACCACACCUCCCCAACACGAGCCGCAUGGGCUGCGGCCGUGUCGCUAAGUAGCAAGUUGUUUGGCCCCCGGGGACCCCGGCCCAACACGCAGCAGCUGUAG